AUGUGUGGAAUCUAUCUUUCUGAAGUACCAUCAGACGAGGAAAUAAAAUACUAUAUUGCCUGCAGAGGAAAAGACUUUCAAUCAGAAGCUGUCUGCGGCAACUUUCACUUAUUUUCCAGUGUUCUUUCUAUCAGAUCCUCAGUACCUCAGCCAUUCGUCGAGUUUUCAUUUACUUUUUUGUAUAACGGAGAAAUUUAUAAUGAUGAGGAGAGCGACACACUCUUUAUUGCCAGAGCCGUCAAGGAUAUCCGUCACAAAGAUACAAAUGAAAAUGUAGAUGGAAUCAAUGGCGCCUUUACAUUUGUUAAUGAGUUGUAUAAAAGAUUAAAAGGACACGAAGUAUUACUAGAGAGCGAGUUCGCACUUGUGAUAACAGAUGGAAAGAUUGCGUGUUUUUUUAAGGACGAUGUUGGAAAAAGAAGUCUAGGCUACAGGUUAAGCCCAUUUACCCUAUCAUCUGUAAACUAUGACAUCGAGGUUGAUCCUAUGAAGUUUUAUAUUUAUGAUAGCAGUACAAAGAAAAUUUAUUGGAGAUUGAAAGAGCAGACUGGCAUUGUUAGGGAGUAUUUAAAUAGAAUGGGCUCAAUUAAAGAGUACUUAUUUUCAGAAAAAUACAAAAAAGAGUAUUCAUUUUUGACAGAAUAUGAAAAUAUCAUCACAAGUAAUACAACUGGGAUGCACCAAGCAGAUAUAUCCUUAAGCCCAGGGCCUGGAUUGUGCAGAAUAGGUUAUGUUUCGGUGUUGCACAGUUUGUUGGAAAGCUCGUUUAAGACCAGAAGGUGCUAUGGCAAUCCUGUCAUUUUCUUUAGUGGCGGCAUUGAUUCAUUAAUUUUAGCAAUUUAUACACAUCUGACAAUGGAUUCUGAGAAGACAAUUUAUCUGAUAAAUACAGCAACUGAGGGGUCUUUUGAUUGUAUCCAAGGCAUUAAAUCAUACCAAGAUCUACAAUCCACAUUUCCAAACAGAAACUUCGUGUUCGUUGAAAAUAAUCUUAAAUUGGAUGAAAUUAAAAAACACAGGGCAGUAGUGAAAUACUUGAUGCAUCCAAAAAAAGGAUGGAUGGACUUUAAUAUUGCCAGUGUUCUUUAUUUCACGGCGAUGUGUGCCUCAGCAUAUGGCAAAGUUGUUUACUUGGGAUCGGGUGCUGAUGAAAUCUUUGGAGGAUACAACAAAUAUAUCAAUGACAUACGAGACAGGAAUACUGUGAAAUAUAGCAGAGUUAGAAGCCAUAUGUUGUUUGAUUUAUUUACAAUCUCUGCCCACAAUAUUGCAAGAGACGAUCGAGCUAUCAGCCACUGGAAUGUUGAGGCUAGGUUUCCAUUGCUUGACUAUAAAAUUAUUGAAUUUUCCCUUUCGUUGCCAACCAGUUGUUUUAUAGAUGAGAGAUUUCCAGAAAAUAAGGCGAUACUGAGAAACUUGCUAAGAUUUCAUGGCUUUGAUAGGGCAGCUGGCACGCCUAAAAAGGCUAUGCAAUAUGGAACAGGAAUGAGUAGAUACGAAAGCCAGAUUCUUCCGUAG
Vittaforma corneae ATCC 50505 is the source of this 1518-nucleotide messenger RNA. RefSeq lists its product as uncharacterized. The record is from RefSeq and is a predicted model, not a curated record. Bases 1 to 1518 code for a protein of 505 amino acids. Gene Ontology annotation, molecular function: asparagine synthase (glutamine-hydrolyzing) activity. The transcript has a single exon. NCBI's taxonomy places the organism in Eukaryota, Fungi, Microsporidia, Nosematidae.